This is a messenger RNA of Protobothrops mucrosquamatus (brown spotted pit viper), 998 nucleotides long. RefSeq names its product single-strand-selective monofunctional uracil-DNA glycosylase 1 (gene SMUG1). Gene Ontology annotation, molecular function: oxidized pyrimidine nucleobase lesion DNA N-glycosylase activity; single-strand selective uracil DNA N-glycosylase activity. Gene Ontology annotation, biological process: base-excision repair. The coding region runs from base 41 to 820 and encodes 259 amino acids. The record is from RefSeq and is a predicted model, not a curated record. The transcript has 3 exons. NCBI's taxonomy places the organism in Eukaryota, Metazoa, Chordata, Lepidosauria, Squamata, Viperidae.
GACAUUUCAGCAAAAGAAUCAGUCUGGUGGACCAGCACCAAUGAACUCCUGGGAGGCUCCCGUGAACUUUCUGGAAGAAGGUGGACUGGCUGAACAGUUUCUUCACAUUGAGCGAGAGCAGAUAGUCCGCCUGAACGCUCUCAGCUUUCUUGAUCCUGUCCAGUAUGUUUAUAACCCUUUGGAUUAUGCCUGGGAGCCCCAUCAGGACUAUGUACGUAAAUAUUGCCAUUCCCAGAAGGAGGUGCUCUUUCUCGGGAUGAAUCCCGGGCCUUUUGGCAUGGCUCAGACUGGGGUGCCUUUUGGAGCAGUGCAGAUUGUUCGAGACUGGCUGCAGAUAAGCGGACAGGUGUCUCGGCCAGCGUGCGAACACCCAAAGAGGCCCAUCCGUGGCUUGGAGUGCCCCCAUACGGAGGUGAGCGGAGCCCGCUUCUGGGGCUUCUUCCGCUCUGUGUGCACCAAGCCUGAAAAGUUCUUCCAACGCUGCUUUGUACACAACCAUUGCCCGCUGCUCUUUGUCAAUCAAAGUGGGCGCAAUCUGACACCGGCUGACCUGCCGGCUGCUCAGCGUGAACAGCUUCUUCAGAUAUGUGAUGAUGCCCUGUGUGAAGCUGUGAAAUUAUUGGGUGUUGCAACAGUCGUUGGGAUUGGACGCUUUGCUGAACAGCGUGCCCGCAAGGCUCUGUCAGCUGCUGGUAUCCCGGUACGGGUGGAGGGGGUGAUGCACCCGUCCCCUCGCAAUCCCAAAGCGAACAAAGGCUGGGAUGCCAUCAUCCGAGCAAAACUGGAAGAGCUAGGCUUGAUGGCUCUCAUCGCGGACUAACUGAGAAUUCCAUGUUCAAGAAAGCAAAGAGCUCUUGCUUGGGUUCUCAUGACUUCUGGAUAAUGGAUCGGAAGCAUUAAUUCUUCUACUGGGCUCGUUGAUUUGGCUUAAGAAUCUUCUAGCCUUAGAUCUACAUAUUUUUUACACUUUUACUUUCACUACUCUUAUUUACAUAUAU